UCUAGUCUAGUGUUUGAAUUCAGUCAGUUGUUGUCUGUGCGUCGUUGAGUGUGGUGUGUUCCUGUGCGACUCUGUUUUCGGUCUGAGUUCCCAACUACCACCUCAGGAUCGACAAGGAAAAGUUGACGUGGAAAGGAGUGGUUAUACUGUAAAAAAGAAGAGAUCAUACCAUUUUAUGACGUGAGGCCCAGCGUUGUGACCAUGUAGCCUCGCUCUCACUACUUCUCUACUGUUGGUCCGGUGCUGUCCACUCACACCAUGAGUCCUGUCAACUUCAACCUCGUGUCGCUCAAAUGUCUGCUCUUUUUCUUCUUUGGAGGUCUAGGAUGUCUCGUGCCAGGGCUGGCACAAGCCGGGUACAAAGUGGGGCUACACGUCGAUGAACUGUACGUGGUGUCGGUAGUAGCCCCCUGUGUAGCCCUCCUGGGGCCCCUUAUAGCGGCGCCCCUGGCUGACAGGCUGGGGGUGCCUGCCCAGGGCUCGACAGCACGUUACGGCCGAUACAUGCGUGCCAUGCUCGUCAUCAUCACCCUUCUGGGCGCCGUCCUCUACACAGCACUGCUGUACGUGCCUCCAGUGUCGCGUCUGCACGAGCGUAACCCUCCAGUAUCCUUCCUCUGCUCCGGGGAGGGCGCUGUAGUCAUGCAGGACCAGUGCCAGGAGAUCCCCUGCUACAACUGGCCUGAAGACAACAGAGGGACCUUGUUUUUGAGUGCUUGCCGCCAUGUUUGUGGUGAAGGUGCCAUCACGCCAGGAGGACUGUACACCACAACUGCACCACCAGAAACUAUUACGGAAACAAGAGAUGAUGAUGAUUAUGGAGAACUGAGUGCAGAAGAAGGCCCUUCUGAUGUUCCAGGACUGGUAGCGCCAAUGCCAGACUAUACAGAACCAGUAGAGAUGCCUCGCUUGUGCUUUGACCAUAAUGGCCAGUCAGUGUGCCAUGUCUACACGGAGUACACCAAGCAGCUACCCGUCAACGUUACCUUGACCCCUUCCCUCCUGCCGAAAGACACAUUGGAGUGGUGCAGCUACAAGAUUUUGGACAAGAUCACUUGCAAGCAGCCAUCACCACCAGAUGCCUCAACUGCACAACUACUGGAGAACUGCUCUGUUGUCUGUGACCUGGACGACCCCUACAAUCGCUCGGAGAGUCUGCUCAUAGAGAGUGAGUGCAGGCAUACUCUUGGUGACCCUCAACUCACCUUCUGGACUUUCCUAGUGCUUCGGAGUGUGGCAGACAUCUUCCCUACUACAGCUCUCGCACUGUUGGCGUCAUGUUUGGUAGUGGCAGCCCGUGACACUCCUGCCCUACUCUGCCGUCAGCUCAUGUACGCUGCUCUCGGAUAUGCGUUUGUACCUCCUCUCGUGGACUUUGUCGUGGAUAUACUCCCCGAGGAUCCUAUAAGUGACAAGCACCUCCAGUCCUAUGGAUACCACAUCAUCACAUUUGCUAUCCUCAGUGUGAUCUCUGCAGUAAUCAUUCUGUUCGACAGAUCACUACCUCUCUCACCAGUAGACUACCAUCUCCACUCGGGACCCGGCCACCUGACUUUGAGAGGUGCAGGAGGGGAGAUCGGAGCUCUAUCUCUGGUGCUCAUCCUUCUUGGCCUCCUAAGCUCUGCCAUUGAUUCUUACAUUCCCUGGGAAUCUGUAGUUCUGGCACUUAUUCCAUCCCUACUGGUACUCUGGUAUUCAGAGAAGGUUGUUGAUUACUGUGGCCACUCUAACAUCCUUAUCGUAGCCUUCACUUUCUACAUCAUACGAUACACAGGACUGCUGAUCUGUGAGGAGGUCUGGGGCUUGUUCCUGUUCGGGGCCCUGGAAGUGUUCACUCUGGUGCUCAGCUGGAGCACUGCCAUCCUCUAUCUGCGUCACCUCGUACCUCGCCACAUCCUCGUCACCGGGCAGGCGCUUGCGAUCAUCGCUUUCUUCUGUAUAGGGCGAUGCCUGGGAUCUGUGAUGGGAGGAGUUCUACUAGAACAUAUCAAGAACCCAAGUUUACCCAAGUGGAACGACUACUACUCGGAGACUCUGUACGAGACUGGUGCAGUGCUCUCGGCUGUCAUCGCGUCGCUGUACUUCAUUCUGUACCAUUUCUGCCUGAAGCACAAGUGGCGCAAGCAGAACAACAAAAUCUCGCAGCCAGUCGUGCAAGACACAAAUGCGAAUGGCACGUACACACCUCUGAAAAUAUACAACCAGCCUGUGAAAGAUCAACGGAUUCGGUACUAACCGUAUUGUGACUUCAUCCAUAUUGGAUGGAACUUCAUGCCGUGGUUAAGCGUAGCUGUAACCUGUUUAUUAAUAUUUUAUACUGUAACAGUUUUGAACUGCGUCUUGAUUUAUAAGACCAAUUGAACUGGCAUAGUUUUUAUACUUUUGUAAGUGUCACGAUUAAUUUAAGCUUUGUGAUAUAAUUUCAUACCCAUUUUUAAGUUAGUCUGUUCAUUACUUAAGGUCAACAGCUUUUAAUUUAUGUUGCUUUCCAUAUUUAUUUCAUAUUUACAUACACUUGUCUUAUACAUGCAAAUACUAUGAACACUAAAAAAUAAGUACAAGAAUCGUUUUUUUCAACGUCCGAUCUCACGCAUGACUGCUAGACACGUAGCAGGUCCGCUAUGUGCAUAGUAGUUGAUCACACAUUUUCCCCGCUACAACAUUAGCCACUGCUGGGUUCAAGCAGCUAGUUUGUGCUGAGCUGCAGUUGCAUAAACAAGACCGCCUCUAUUGGUUCUCCUGCCAAAUGUGAAUUGAGAAGUGUUAUUCGUGUCCUGCAAGCAGAACAGAAUAGUGCAACAGAAAUCCAUCGGAGAAUAUCCAGAGUUUAUGGGAAAAAUAUCAUGCGUGAUGGUGUUGUACAUGAAUGGCGUAGAAAGUUUAAAAAUGGCCGGACUGACGAAUGAUGAAAGGGGCCAAGGAUGCAAGGCUGCCACUACAGACAGUUUUGUUGAACAAAUUGACAAAGUGCUUAGAGAAAACCAUAGAUUUACAAAACGCUUUUACAAUUUGCUUUGUCUUUGGAAUUUUCAGAAGUGUCCAAAUCUUCUCUUUAUUAGUUAUUGUUACACUACAUUUAGGCUAUAAGAAUAUUUGUGCUCGCUGGGUGCCAAAAAUGUUAACUGACACCCUCAAAACUCGCUAAAUAGCUUCAGCUUUGAAAUUCCUUGAAUUUGACAUUCUGUCAUCUUCAAACUUUUGACGCGAUCGCGCACACCACCAUCACGUAUGAUGUUUUUCCUAUAAACACGACACAUUCUCUGAUGGAUUUCUGCUGCUCUAUUCUCUUCUGCUUGGCAGGAAACUAAUAACAAUCCUCAAUUUACAUUUGGCGGGGGAAUCAAUAGACAGCCAUGUUCAUACGAUUGCAGCUCAGCGCAAACUGACUACUUGAACUCAGCAGUGGCAAAUGUUGUAGCGGCAAGAUGUGCGAUUGACUACUGCACACAGCAGACCUGUCACGUGUCCAACCGUCACGGUGUUACAUUGGAGGUUGAAAAAAACGGCCCUCGUAAAUGAAUUUGGAAGUAGCGAUUGAAAUCUAAAUCUGUGGAUAUUUUUAAAUUCCUUUUUAGCGUUAGUGUGUUUGUUUGAAUGACUAACUGUUUGCCAGGGAAUUGAGUAGAAGGGCUUAAUUUGCUUCAAGUUAAAACCGUAUCUCUUUUUGACUACAACAGUGGUGAUAUCAGGAGAAUAAAAGUGAUGAGAAUCCGUAUGCCAUCGGUUGGUAAUGCAGAAUAUCCAGGUAGACAUUAGCUUGGAUUAUAGAACGUGCUAGUACCUACCAAGAUUACGUUUUGUAGGUAGGAAAUUAAAUGUAUUUGUUAUAUUUGUACUUUAACUUUAUAAUUUAUAUAAUUGAUUAGAUUCGUAACAAACAUUUUCCUUCACACAAUAUACAAAUUUUUUCAGUUAUGAUAAGACUUUCAUGACUUAAUUUUUUGGAUGAUAUGUUUACAAACAAUCCUCCUCACACUUAGUUAAGCGGACAGUUUCCAAUAUGUCUCUCAUCUCAUGUAUUUUUUCACUGCGUUCUCAUGAACUCACCACUGUACAUGUUGUGUUCAAGGACAAAGUUGGGUUAGUUGUAUUUUUGUAAUAUAAUACCUUUAUACGGCAAAUUCUUUGUUUAUUUAACAAUUAAAUUAUUGCUUUUACUUGCUGAAACACAAUUUAAAUCAAUAACAAAUCGAUCAUCUGUGUGUAUGAUUAAUGGGCAUUUAAAAAUUAAUUAGCUCACAGGCAUCAUUCUAAAAGAUCUUGAGCCUCUUAUUAUAAAAAUAACUCUUGAACCAGCAUCACUGUAUAUACAGCAUCAAUGCUGCUAUUAAAGCAGCAACAUUUCAUUUAUAUUUAUUUUGUAUAUAGUUUUCACCCUAUAUUUGACUGGUUUUGUUUUAAAACUAUAUUAUUACUCGAUAAAGAACCAAUUAGUGUAAUAUGUUUUAAAUAGAUCUGACAGCUUGUUUCAUUUGGAUAAGAUUCUUGGAAACAUAUGUAUGGGUUUGACUAAGACCAGAUAACUCAAAUGUGUUGAGUUGUUAUACCAAUGUUGCAUUCAGAUUAGUUAUUAUGACUUGUAAGAUUAACCCUUUCAGUGCCAAUGGGUACCAGGACAUUUAAAAAACAUGCAUGAAUGUUUGCAUUUGCUAAUCAAGAUGUGCAUUUAAGUUCCUCAUAAAAAAGUGGAGGGCUAUUAUAAUAAAAAUGCUAUAAUAUUAAUAUUGUAGGUGAUAAUUUGAUAAAAAUUAGUGGGUAUGUUUAAAAUAAAGUGUUCUUUUAAUGUACUUCACUUCAUUCAGUGUGAGGAUUUUUUUGGUACUUAUUUGAGUGUCGAACCUGAGUUAAAAAAGAAAUAUAUUUUUAAGAUUUUAUUGUUUUUAUCUGUUAUUUUUCUUUUGUGUUUGAGUAUAUUUAGUAAUAUACACAUUAUCAUACAAGACAAAACAGUUAUAAAAAAAUAUACAAUUUAAAUAUAUAAAAUUUCAUAAUAACCAUGUGCGAAUUGCUAAAAAUAUCACAGCACUUUUGGAUAACACCUGUAAAAACACCCUUAACAUUAUUGACUAACAUUCCAAAAAAUGUCUGGCACUGAACGGGUCAUAAAAAACAAAUACUUAUUAUUAUUUAUUUUAAAGUAACACUGUUGUGAAUAUAGAAACUUUUACAGUAUUAUAAAGUAUUGAUUAUUACUAGGGACAAAGGGAGAUCAGUGUUUGUCAAUUUAUUAAAAAUGAUAUAAAGAAUAAUGUUUAUAUUCUGAUAUUAUUUAUAUAUUGGGUAAUAAUAAUACAUUUCCAAGCAAGAGAAAAUUGCUUCAACAGUUUUAUUUUUUAAUUGGGCUAUGCUGUGAGAAAAUAUAUAUCUUAUGUGUAAAAUUCUGGUUUUUUAUGUAUUGGCCUUUGACAUUUUAACAUCCUUCAACCAAAUGACACCAACUCUCUAAUAUUUUUAAAAAAUACUGUUUUUAUUCAAAUAAAAAUUUCUUGUACUACAUAACUGUUUAUUGUUGGCAAAAUGCAUUACCUGAGUCUUUUUAAUGUAAAUGCUAAUGGACAUAAUCCAAUAUAACAAAAAUAUUUAAUUCAGUGGAAGAAAACGUGAAAGAAGUGUCUCAACCAUGAAUUAAUGAAAAUCAUUGCAUAGUGUUCACAAUAUUUUACAAUUCUAUCAUGCCCAUACAAUGUAAUUUAUUCUGACACAUAGAGAAAUAUUUAUUAUCUUCUCAUUUUGGUUUCUGAUUACAACCUUUUAUAGGCAUCAUAUAAAUAUAGCUUGUAAAUAUUUUUAUAUACUAUAAAAAUAAUUUGGAGUGUUUUGCAGCUUUAGUAUUUUUCCUGACAUUCUUCUACAUCCAUCAAAAAAUUUAAUGACGAUUACUUUAGAAACAAAUGAGAUUUUCUAAUUGCUGUCCUAAGACAAGUUUGGUUAAUCAAUAAUUCAGUAGUGUGUCUUGUACUUGUUAAUGUAAUUCAGUAUUUUUUGCAUUGAUUACUUAUUUAGAGUGCAAGUAAUAUGUGUUAAAAAUAUAAAUUUAUGUCUAUAUCUUGCUCCUAUAAAAGAGGUAACUAACUAGAAGUUUUGCCAGCAGUGUACUCUUAAUGUGGCCUUUACCAUGGUUUCUAAUUCCAGGUUGACCAAGUAACUAGGUAUAAAAGUAAUUGUUUGCUUUUCAUGUACAGUAAUUAGUUUAGCUCUGGGCUAAUAAAAAAUACAAUGUCAGACUUUAAAAAUAAUUGAUAAAUGGAAAUUAAUUCACUGUAUAAAAGUGCCUGUGUCUAUUAUUUGUAUAGCUAUUCAGCACAUCAAAAAUAAAUGUUAUUUCUUGUUAAAACAGA
Homalodisca vitripennis (glassy-winged sharpshooter) is the source of this 6338-nucleotide messenger RNA. RefSeq lists its product as uncharacterized. Gene Ontology annotation, cellular component: membrane. The coding region runs from base 259 to 2235 and encodes 658 amino acids. The transcript is spliced from 13 exons. The record is from RefSeq and is a predicted model, not a curated record. Lineage: Eukaryota; Metazoa; Arthropoda; Insecta; Hemiptera; Cicadellidae.